GCUUUCUGCCUUCUCCAGACCCCUACUACCUAUCCUUACUGUUCACUCUUUCAACGGGCCCCUCGACUGUCUCUAGCCGCCUGUCCCCGCAUACCUUGUCGGAAUCCAUUUUUUUCCUGCAGAGUUUACUCCCCGCCCGCUAGACCAGACCCGCGGAAGCUACUGCUGCCGCACGAGCUUUCAUUGCGACUCGAGCUGUGACAAGCACGCCCACCACUUUCAACUUCACCCCCCCCAUCAUGGCUACGGAAGAGAACGAGAUCAAGGACGAGAUCCUGGAGCACCAGGAGGAGGCUGGUGACGAUGAGGAGGAGAUUGCGGCGAUGAAGAAGCGGGUAGCCGAAAUGGAAUCCGAAGCUGCGAAGCUCCGCGAGAUGCAAGCCACACUCGACCAACAGUCGGAGAACCUGCGGGAGGAUAAGGAAGAGAUCGACGCGCGGAGUAUCUUCGUCGGCAAUGUGGACUACGGUGCCUCCCCCGAGGAGAUCCAGGCGCACUUCCAAAGCUGCGGCUCGAUAAACCGCGUUACCAUCCUCCUGGACAAGUUUUCGGGCCAGCCCAAGGGAUACGCCUAUGUCGAAUUCUCAGAGCCGAGUCUGGUGGCUCAGGCCCUUGUUCUGAACGAGAGUGUCUUCCGCGGCCGGAACUUGAAGGUCGUUCCCAAGCGCACCAACCUGCCCGGCAUGACCCGUGGACGCGGACGGGGUGGUUUCCGAGGCGGAGGCCGGGGCUACCGUGGCGGCGGUGGUUUCCCCCGUGGAGGAUAUCGUGGCGGCUACCGUGGCCGGGGCCGUGGCUAUGCACCCUACUAAGGGCACCCGAUGCGAAAACAACGUAUACGGCGACUGCCUUGCGCAAAGUGGCCCAGCAAAGGCCGUCGGAAGAAGCAACAGCAGCGCGCCGGAGACGUCCGUGGCGGCGGCGCUGGCUGAACCCGAGAUAUACGUCUCUUAGGAAAGAAUUUCUUCGGAGUUAUGGACUGGGAUGUACUUUGUAUGAUAACCAUCCGGCAAUUUCGGACUGGGCCUGAUGGGCGGGAGAACUGAAGUCAUUUUUUGUUUCCGUGAUAGCAUACCGUCUACAGAGAAUUGCUUUACGAUCCGACUAGCCGGGGUUCUUAGUUGCUAACAGGGCGGUCAUUUGGGGCCGUUUGGGACCGUUUGGGACCACCAACGAAUGGAACUUGCUCUGGAGUGAAUAGCGCUUAAUGAAUGGCCUGAC
Molecule: messenger RNA, 1221 nt
Organism: Aspergillus heteromorphus CBS 117.55
Lineage: Eukaryota; Fungi; Ascomycota; Eurotiomycetes; Eurotiales; Aspergillaceae
Product: RNA-binding domain-containing protein
Exons: 4
Coding region: 240-812 (190 amino acids)
Molecular function (GO): RNA binding
Source: RefSeq, a predicted model, not a curated record